Messenger RNA from Paramecium sonneborni, 1422 nucleotides. The record is from the annotation of a GenBank genome assembly. Lineage: Eukaryota; Ciliophora; Oligohymenophorea; Peniculida; Parameciidae.
AUGUAAUAAAAUGAGAUGAUAUAGCUACUUCAGAAAACUGGUGAGAAAUUAAAAAAUCGAAAACUAGAACGUAUGAUAGCUGUCAAUCCUUCAAAUACAUAAUUCACUUAAUAAUUCUUAUAGUAAUAAAUAGAUAAAAACAACAGUUAAAAAAAAGGGACUUUACUUACAUAAAAUGAAUUAAGUUAAGCAAUUAAAAAGUUUCAAGAAUAUAUUUCUAAAAAAGAAGAAUUAAAUCCAAUCUAAGUUAAUUAAAAAUCUUAACAAGAAAAUGAAAAUUAAUAAAGCAACCCUAAGUUUAAAACAUUAAAUUUUGACACUUCCAUCUAAACUAAGCAUUCUCACAAAUUAUCUCAAGGUUUACCAACUCAACCAAAUGAAAAAACAUACUCAUAACAUAUUAGAUAAUCUUCUGAUAUUUUAAGAAAUGAUGGAAUUGUAGAUAAACUCUAUGAUUCUUUAAUGAAUAGAUAAGUUGGUAAUUCUAAACCAAUUACACCUAAAGGCGGUUUUUUUGAAUUUCCUUAAACUUCAGAAGAUUAAUUAGAUUAAAUAAAAGAUGAAGAAGAAGAAAUUUAUUAUAUACAUAAAGUUAAGCAAGCCAUAUAAUUAUAAAAUUAAAAUGAUUACUUUACAAGAUUAUAUCGAAAUCAUUUUAAAUCAUUGUGUUAAGAAUUGAGUAUUGGUGUAAAAUUGAAGCCUGCUAAUUAUACAGACAUUAAAACAAAAGAAGUUAAAUUAGAAAAAUAAAAAAAAUAUAAAGGUAUGUUUUAUAAAUAAAUUUUAGAUUCUAUAACUUUAGUAUUUGAUCUAGAUGAAACAUUAAUACAUUGUAAUGAAAGAGAUAAUAAAUUAUAUGAUACUAUUCUAACAGUCCACAUUAACAAAAAAUAACAAGUAUUAGCUAAAAUUAAUGUUCGACCAAAUGCUGUGGAAAUACUAAAAAAAUUAUCUUAACAUUUUGAAUUAAUAGUUUUUACAGCUUCAAAUAAAAUAUAUGCAAAAAGUGUAAUUGAUUAUUUAGAUCCUAAAAAUGAUAUAUUUGCACAUAGACUUUAUCGAGAAUCCUGUAUUUUAACAUCAGGAGGAAUUCAUGUUAAAGAUUUAAGAAUACUAAACAGAAAUUUAGAGAGAAUGGUAAUAAUUGACAAUUCUGCUUGUAACUUUUCGUGGCAAAUUGACAAUGGGGUUCCAAUCAUCCCUUUCUAUGAUAAUUAAUUAGAUGAUGAGCUUAAUCAUUUAUAUAGAUAUUUAUUUGGUAUGAAAGAAUGGUAAGAUGUUAGAGAAUAUAAUAGGUAUAUAUUAUGUUUUUAUUUUAGGAAAUAUCUUUAAUUAUAUAGAUACACAGGUAAUAUUAAUUAAUUUUAAAAUAUUAGCAGAUAUAUGAAGGAGAAGGAUUUUGUGAUUGAAGAAUAAAAUUGA